This is a messenger RNA of Ceratotherium simum simum (southern white rhinoceros), 1877 nucleotides long. It is a transcript of the gene ARSA, whose product is annotated as arylsulfatase A. The record is from RefSeq and is a predicted model, not a curated record. Gene Ontology annotation, molecular function: arylsulfatase activity. NCBI's taxonomy places the organism in Eukaryota, Metazoa, Chordata, Mammalia, Perissodactyla, Rhinocerotidae.
AGGCGGAAGCGCCCGUGGAGGGCACUGCUGCCGGAUUUUCGGCAGCGGCACCUGCCCGGCAGUACACGGCCCUCGUCCCCCCCGCUGGACUCCGUGGGUCGUUGUCAUGUGACUUCUGCCUCUGACCACAAGUCUGGUUGGGACCUCUCGAGGAAGAGGGUCAGAUCUCCGCCCGAGAAUCUGAAGGGUCUCUUGUGAUAGGCCCGUCUGUGCCAGGGGCCAUGGUGGCACCGUGGGCCCUCGCUCUGGCCUUGGCCUCAGGCCUGGCGGCUGCCAGCCCACCUAACAUCAUGCUGAUCUUUGCUGAUGACCUGGGCUACGGGGACCUGGGCUCCUAUGGGCACCCCAGUUCCACCACCCCCAAUCUAGACCAGCUGGCCGCAGGGGGACUGCGGUUCACCGACUUCUAUGUGCCAGUGUCUCUGUGCACGCCCUCCCGGGCCGCCCUCCUGACCGGCCGACUCCCAGUUCGGAUGGGCCUGUACCCGGGAGUUCUGGAUCCCAGCUCUCGGGGGGGCCUGCCCCUGGAAGAGGUGACCCUGGCUGAGGUUCUGGCUGCCCAAGGCUACCUCACAGGGAUAGCUGGCAAGUGGCACCUUGGGGUGGGGCCUGAGGGGGCCUUUCUGCCCCCCCACCAGGGCUUCCAUCGAUUCCUGGGCAUCCCAUACUCCCAUGACCAGGGCCCUUGCCAGAACCUGACCUGCUUCCCGCCGGCCACCCCCUGUGACGGCAGCUGUGACCAGGGCCUGGUCCCUAUUCCUCUGUUGGCCAACCUGUCCGUGGAGGCGCAGCCCCCUUGGUUGCCUGGACUUGAGGCCCGCUACGUGGCUUUCGCCCGUGACCUCAUGGCUGAUGCCCAGCGCCAUGGCCGCCCGUUCUUCCUGUACUAUGCCUCCCACCACACCCACUACCCCCAGUUCAGUGGGCAGAGCUUCACAGGGCGCUCAGGCCGCGGGCCAUUUGGGGACUCCCUGAUGGAGCUGGAUGCAGCCGUGGGGGCCCUGAUGACGGCCGUGGGGGACCUAGGGCUGCUCGGAGAGACGCUGGUCAUCUUCGCUGCAGACAAUGGACCUGAGACGAUGCGGAUGUCCCGUGGUGGCUGCUCUGGCCUCCUGCGAUGCGGAAAGGGAACCACCUUCGAAGGGGGCGUCCGAGAGCCUGCCUUGGCCUUCUGGCCAGGCCACAUCGCCCCCGGUGUGACCCAUGAACUGGCCAGCUCCCUGGAUCUACUGCCCACCCUGGCAGCCCUGACAGGGGCCCCACUGCCCAACGUCACUUUGGAUGGCAUCGACCUCAGCCCCCUAUUACUGGGCACAGGCAAGAGCCCCCGGCAGACCGUCUUCUUCUACCCGGCCUACCCAGACGAGGUCCGUGGGGUCUUUGCUGUGCGGAGUGGAAAGUACAAGGCUCACUUCUUCACCCAGGGUUCUGCCCACAGCGACACCACGGCAGACCCUGCCUGCCAUGCCUCCAGCCCUCUGACCGCCCAUGAGCCCCCGCUGCUCUUUGACCUGUCUGAGGACCCCGGUGAGAACUACAACCUUUUGGGGAGUGUGGCAGAGGUCACCCCGGAGACGCUGCGGGCGCUGAAGCAUCUUCAGCUGCUCAAGGCCCAGUUUGAUGCUGCCAUGACCUUCAGCCCCAGCCAGAUGGCCCGGGGCAAAGACCCUGCCCUGCAGAUCUGCUGUCAGCCCAGCUGCACCCCCUGGCCGUCCUGCUGCCACUGCCCGGGGCCCCAGACCUGAGGGCACUGGCAGAGGCCAGCCAAGGGCCCCUUGCCUUGCCCAGGCAUGUGGUUCAUUGCUGUGGCUUAGGUGUGUGGAGGUGGUUUGUACCUGAUAAUGCAAAUAACACCAGCUGACACCUGUAGGUCUGAU